Molecule: messenger RNA, 1098 nt
Organism: Colletotrichum karsti
Lineage: Eukaryota; Fungi; Ascomycota; Sordariomycetes; Glomerellales; Glomerellaceae
Exons: 1
Coding region: 1-1098 (365 amino acids)
Molecular function (GO): protein binding
Source: RefSeq, a predicted model, not a curated record
AUGAAGACUUCAACUUUCGCUAGCCUUCUCCUCGGCUCUUCAACUCUCGCCAGCGCAAGCCAGGGACAUAACCGGCCUAGGCGGGAGAAAGGACUGGAGGAAUAUGCCGCUGUCUCCUUGCUCGACACCGCCUGCGAGACUGAGUUCCACCCUGACCACCUCGAUGUCGCCUGGGUCGAACUCAUUGCCUCCAACACGAUCCUGAGGGUGAACCUGACGAGCGGCGAGCAAACACGAUUUCCGCUGAACAACCCCGUGGGUCUCCCCAGCGGCAUGGAGUUCCUGGCGGACGGCAACCUAUGGUUUUCCGAAGUAGUCGGCAACAGCAUGGUGAAGUUGGACCCCAAGGAUGGCAGCAUGACCGAAUACCCCUUCCCGUGGACCAACAUCUCGGUCCUCGACAAUCUUCCCGCCGGAAUCCGCGUCACCAUCGACGUCGCCGGCGGCCGCGACCGCGGAGCGUGGUUCACGUCCGUCGGCCUCAACGCCAUCGGCCGGUUUGACAUUGACACCCACGAGUACGAUAUCUACACGCUGCCAAACCCGCUAUCGGCCCCUCUCAUCAUCCAAGCCGGCCCGGGCAACACCAUGGUCUUCUCGGAGAUUCUGGGGAACAGGGUCGGCACCAUCGAUGUGAUCACCAAGGAGAUCAAGGAGUACGAGAUCCCGACACCGUUGUCGCUGGUUCAGGGUGUCGCUACGGACAAGGACGGUCUCAUCUGGUGGACCGGAACGGGCGGUGGAAACUUUGGAACCAUCAACGCCACAACGGGCGAGGUGACGGAGAUGUUCAUCGCCGACAUCCGCGCUGCAGGCAACUCCACUGUCAUUGAGAACGGUCUUAGCAUUGGUUCCUCCGGGGCACUGGCUCUGCCUGGUCCGAUCCGUGUCGGUAACGAUGGCAAGGUCUACUUUGUCGAGGGAAACCUGGUCUUCCUUGGAAACCGCGUUGCGCAGUACGACCCCAAGACCCAGCAGCUCGUGGAGUACGUCACUCCUACUAGCCUCAGUGCCCCGUGUGAUCUCAACAACCAGCAGCCGGACGCCAUUUACUUUGCCGAGUUUACAGGCGCCCAUCUGGGUCGGGUGAACUACUAA